GGAAGGUAAUGGACAAUCACUUACGAGAAAAGUGACUUGAUGCUAGGAUUCACGGGCGAAAAAUAAAAGGAACCAAACAAACUCCCCUCACCCUUCCACCCUCCCCCGGCGGGUCUCCUGUUUCUCCCUCUCUCACCUGAUUCUUCCUGCGUCGGCCUUCCUGCAGCAAUGGCGAGCCACGAAGAGAGGCUCCUGGAGAUUCAGCUGGAAAUUCAACUACAAGAGCAAAGAGACUCGCUUGCUGCUCUCAAAGAAGCCCUUGAUUCUGAUCCAACCAAUCCCGAGCUCCUCUCGGUCUAUGAGGAACUUGUCUUGGCAAUCAACAGUGCAGAGGAAGGGCUUCUUCAGUUAAAACGUGCACGGUUGUUGGAAGAAGCUGAUUCUGCUCUACAAGCUUCCAUGUAUGUGUCUGAGGAUGUAAGAGUGGAACCUCUUGAUCCAACAGAAGUUGAAGUAGAACCACUGGAGGAGCAAAGCUACCGUCUUGGAUCUAAAUGUAGAUUCCGUCAUAUUGAUGGGCAUUGGUAUAAUGGUCAAAUUGUUAGGUUGGAGGGUUCCAAUGCUGCAAAGAUUUCUUUCCUCACUCCGACAUCUGAGAACAUGUUGAUAUGCAAGUUCUUUCUACAACAACGAUGUCGAUUUGGUACUAACUGCCGCUUGUCACAUGGUGUUGAUGUCCCACUGUCUUCCCUGAAGAAAUAUAUCCCAACAACAUGGGAGCAGUCAUUAGUGGGUUCCAGUAUUUGGGCUGUCUCGGACAGUAUAGCUGGGAUAUGGAGGGAGGCGGAGCUUGAAUCAUGGGAUGACAAACUGAGUGUAGGGAAAGUUGUUUUUUGUGACGAUGGAAGCUCUUCGGAGCUUGGAGUUGAAGCUAUUUCUGUGUCUGAGUAUGCUAUAAUGAGUGAAGAGGAAGAAAAUGAUUCCACAUUGGAAGAAUCUGAUUCUAGUGACUAUGAUGAAGAGAGCUCACAAGGGGUAGGUUUCCUUGAAAGCACCACCUUACAGAAGGGCAUCCAGACAGAAACGGCCAUAUUUGCAAAGUGGGAGAAUCACACUCGUGGGAUUGCUUCCAAGAUGAUGGCUAAUAUGGGUUACCGUGAAGGGAUGGGUUUAGGUGUUUCUGGACAGGGAAUGGUUAAUCCCAUCUCUGUGAAAGUUCUUCCACCAAAGCAAUCUCUUGAUCAUGCCCUGAAGUCUCAAAACGGUGAAGAAAAUGAAGAGAGAGAGAAUCAGGGUAAGAAACGGAGCAGGGGUGGAAAGAGGAAACGUGAUAAAAAGUUUGCUGCGGCUGCUCGGGCUGCAAAAGACAAUGAAGAAGCAAGACCAGAUGUUUUUAGCCUUAUCAACAACCAACUUGCGAGACAUGGAGAAGCUGUGAGUGGUAGAUCAACAAAGAAGCAAAAUAAGCAUGUAGGAGAUGAGAAGAAAGGAGACAGGCGGGCUCUGGUUGCAUAUGAUGAUGAGGUAAAGGAGUUGAGGAUGCAAAUAGAGAAGCUGGAAGAAAUGGUUAAUCGGAACAGGAAGGAGAAGGCAGUUUAUGAGGCUGCAAUGAGGAAGUUGAAGGAGACCCGUGCCUCUUUAGCUGAAGCAGAGGCAGCUCAUGCAUCUGCAUCAAAUGCAGUUGUCAGCAAAGAGAGAGAGAAGAGAUGGCUCAAGUUUUGACAUCUACAUGGUGUAUGUUUGACGUUUGUUAUCCAUGUACCACUAGGCUAUUCCAAAAAGUAGUGUUGAAAUGCCUUGUUUUCCUCUUAUCCAUCAAAUGCAAUUGUCAGCAAGGAUAAUACAUUUUGGACAGCCGAUUGUAAAUGGAUACUUUAUCAUGAUAUGUAAUGAAUUGUGGUACAUCAUUGCAAAAGUUAGUAUACCAACUGAGUAAACUCUUCAUC
Molecule: messenger RNA, 1886 nt
Organism: Malania oleifera
Lineage: Eukaryota; Viridiplantae; Streptophyta; Magnoliopsida; Santalales; Ximeniaceae
Product: zinc finger CCCH domain-containing protein 22
Exons: 4
Coding region: 169-1662 (497 amino acids)
Molecular function (GO): nucleic acid binding; metal ion binding
Source: RefSeq, a predicted model, not a curated record